UUGCAAAAAGAGUUUGUCAAAUUAUCCUAAUAUUUUUUUCGUUUUUUAUUUCCAGUCUUAAAAGAACAAGAUGAAACUAUGUGGAGCUAUAUUAUUUUUUCUAUCAAUCAAGGGCCUUUCCAAUGCCUUCCACCUUUCGAAAGACGAAAAAGGUGACACUGCACAGGCUUUCAGUGCGACAACAGACGUAAAUGAAUUUCAUCUAGAAAACAGAUUUGGGAAAAGGUCUAGUUCAGAUGACGUUGAUAUAAGAACCGUGCAUAUGUCUGUAUAUAUGCAAAAGAAAACAAUUCAAUAUUCCCGAGAAGGUAAACAUCGUUAUAGCAAUACGGCCGAUAUCGCAGAACAUAUUAAAGUCAGCCUAGAUGGACAUGGUGGCGGAAAGUACCAUUGCAUUGUUGGAAGUUCAUUUGGAUUCUACGUUACAUAUAAUCUGAAUUAUUAUUUCUAUUUUAAAUUAGGUGAUUUAUACAUACUUGUGUUUAGACAUUGAAAUAUAUAUACAACUCGUUGAUAUGUGUAUAUAUAUAUCAAUAUGAAAAAGUGCAAUACUUCAACCGAAAUCAGUGUGAACAUUUCAGCCGAUGUUUUUGGGUGUGUAGGUAAUAUGUUUUGUAAGCUUGCUGUCCUUAUAAGGUAAGGUAUGCCACCUU
Molecule: messenger RNA, 653 nt
Organism: Mytilus trossulus (common blue mussel)
Lineage: Eukaryota; Metazoa; Mollusca; Bivalvia; Mytilida; Mytilidae
Exons: 4
Coding region: 71-493 (140 amino acids)
Biological process (GO): microtubule-based process
Cellular component (GO): cytoplasmic dynein complex
Molecular function (GO): dynein intermediate chain binding
Source: RefSeq, a predicted model, not a curated record